Molecule: messenger RNA, 1377 nt
Organism: Recurvomyces mirabilis
Lineage: Eukaryota; Fungi; Ascomycota; Dothideomycetes; Mycosphaerellales; Teratosphaeriaceae
Exons: 2
Coding region: 1-1377 (458 amino acids)
Biological process (GO): cell wall organization
Cellular component (GO): fungal-type cell wall; extracellular region; cell surface
Molecular function (GO): glucan endo-1,3-beta-D-glucosidase activity
Source: RefSeq, a predicted model, not a curated record
AUGUACACACUCUUUUACGCCAGUCUUCUGGCUACCGGAUUCGUUGCGACGACUGUCAGCGCUGCUCACCAUGGACAUCACCAUAACUUGCAUGAGGAGAAGAGAGAGAUCAUGACCAAGUGGGUUUCGCCUGUGCCGGUCUUCAAGCCUACUGGAUCGAUAAGCACAUCGAUUGCCUCGAACACUACAUCGCUCGUCUUCUCGACGAGCACUAGCAUUCAACCCGCGACAGCAUCGAUAAACAGCACCACGAGCUCCAGCACUAGCACCCAGCCAACGACAUCAUCUACAACAUCGUCGUCCUCAUCGUCUGUCCCGCCACCACCAUCAACGACGUCUACGACAUCUUCUACUUCGUCUUCGGCUUCCUCGUCUACUCCUCCACCUCCCUUGACCACGUCCUCGACAAGUAGCUGGGUGCAGACGAGCUCCUGGGUCCCACCUCAAGCGUACUACGCAUCCUCAAGCUCUUCGGCAGCUCCAUCAUCAAGUGCUGCUCCCUCCUCCUCAGCCGCUCCGUCAUCAAGCGCUGCACCCAAGCAAUCCGGUAGCUCCUCCUCCGGCAGUAUCUCCACCAACGGCAACCAAUGGGCCAUGGCUUACACCCCCUACGCCAAUGACGGAACCUGCAAAUCCGCCAGCACCGUCGCCUCUGACAUUGCGGACAUCAAAUCCAAGGGCUUCACCAGCGUCCGUCUCUACGCAACAGACUGCUCUGGACCCCAGAAUGUCGGUUCAGCGGCCAAGGCCAAUGGUCUCAAGAUGAUUCUCGGUAUCUUCAUCGAUGGUUCAGGUAUUGGAAGCAAGACGAACGACCAGAUCAGCACUCUCACCCAAUGGGGGCAAGGACAAUGGGAUAUGGUUGGAAUGGUCGUCUUCGGCAACGAGGCCAUUUUUAACCAAUAUGCUUCCGCUUCCGCUCUGGCGGCAGGAAUUUCGGACUGCAAGAGCAAGUUCCAGGCUGCUGGGUACAAUGGCCCUGUCACCACGACCGACACAGUCGAUGCUAUCACCACCAACGCCAACACCAUCUGCCCUGUCGUCGAUGUGAUCGCGGCGAACAUCCACCCCUUCUUCAACGGCCAGACAGUCGCCUCCAAUGCUGGUGACUUCGUGGCCUCUCAACUGAGUAUGUUGGCCGGAAGCUGCAACAACCAGAAGCAAGCUUAUAAUAUGGAGACGGGCUGGCCAAGCCAAGGCGGCUCGAGUGGCGUCGCUAUCCCCGGUCUCAACGACCAGAAGACGGCUAUCAACAGUAUCUUGUCAAAGGCCGGAUCGAGGUCGGUCAUGUUCUCUUACCAGAAUGAUAUGUGGAAGGCUCCAGGUAGCUUGGGUGUGGAGCAGUACUGGGGCUGUGCGGACUUGUUCAGUGGGUAG